Fusarium odoratissimum NRRL 54006 is the source of this 4425-nucleotide messenger RNA. RefSeq lists its product as uncharacterized. The record is from RefSeq and is a predicted model, not a curated record. The coding region runs from base 1285 to 3108 and encodes 607 amino acids. The transcript has 3 exons. Lineage: Eukaryota; Fungi; Ascomycota; Sordariomycetes; Hypocreales; Nectriaceae. Gene Ontology annotation, cellular component: nucleus. Gene Ontology annotation, biological process: mismatch repair; DNA double-strand break processing; DNA recombination. Gene Ontology annotation, molecular function: 5'-flap endonuclease activity; 5'-3' DNA exonuclease activity.
GGCAUGGUAGGCAGGUACCGUUUAGGUACGUCCCUGCCACUGUAACUCGCCAAACUUUCCUGUCACGUCUUCCACCAGCUGUCCGUUUGAAGCUGAAGAUACCUUCUCCAAACCUUCAAUUUCCCCACGAAAAUCAUAGCAAAAUCCUCCUUUUUCUCUCCUCCUCCCCCCGCCCUACGUCGGUCUCUCGCUGUCAUCAUCACGACCCCUCCGACGGCCCGCCUGCUGCCUUCUCUCUUCACCGGCUGCGCCAUUCAAUCCCAAGCCAGCACCUUAACUCACUUGGCGGUCCUCCUUUCAACCCCGCCAUAUCCUGUCAACAUCAACGCCUUGCCACCAACACCUGCGAUUUCUACUCCUCGCUCUUCGAUCGGCCGACGACACCUUGCCGCAAAAUAUCCUCAUUCGCCGAUCUCCAGUACUGGAACUAUAGCACGGGCUCCCGAGUUGCUGCGAGUCUUUCGAGAUGCCAUGUGAGUCUCACCCUGUGCGAUUAGGAGCAGGCUUGGCCCAGAGUCAGUCUGGUUCAGGGUUCAGCAUGGAAUUGUAUAGCUUGCAAUAUAUGCUGCAGCAACCAAAAGCUUCCCAGUGUGAUUGACGCAGCUUGUGCGAGCUCAAUCGUUCAUGGGGAAGCUUCCAGGCCAUGUGCAAAGUCAAUUGCAGUCUUGGCUUUGUAGAUUGGUCACCCCAACAGCUGCUCAUCGUAAAGAAGAUCACACCACGAUGAAUAACUAUUCUCCGUCGCUUUGCUUCUGCGAUAUCCUCAUAGUUUAGUUUUUGUAGCUUGUGCUAACUCUCAAAUCAGUCCUUUUUGAGGAUUCCUGGAUUAAUGACCAGGUUUCGUAUGUGCCAUGCGACUUACUCUCGCAAACAUAUUCGCGCUAACAGAAAGCAAUAUAGCACCCACGACAUCUCCGAGCUCGAAGGAUGCGCCAUCGCUGUUGAUGCAACCUAUUACCUGAGCCAGCUUCUCGAAACCCCUCCUGCCCAUGAACCUCUGUUGUCAGCUCUCGGUGGCCUUACUGGGGUCGAAGCACAUAUAAACCAGAACCUCGAUCUCUGGGCAAAGUCCGAGAUUGUCCCUUUCUUCGUUUUCGAUGGCCAGCCCGUAACCGGCCAGGAUGACAUCACUCUGGAUCGUGGCCUCAAGGCCAACAAGAAGACAGAUGAGGCCUGGAACUUGUACUCUCAGGGGGCCGCUGAGGAGGCGGUGACGACCUUCGGUACUAGCCCAGGUUGGUGAACAUUGGCUCUCAAUUUCAGGAACCGACCUAACGUGAGGUCAUGAUAGGUGCCUUUCGCAUUCAAAAUCUUUACCCGUUGCUUCAAACGGUUCUGAAGAACCGUGGACUUCACUUCUUGGUUGCGCCCUACACUGCGUGCGCCCAGCUCGCCUAUUUCGAGAUGAUCGACUCAGACCAAUGCUCGGGUGUGAUGGGCUCUCAGGAACUUCUUCUAUACCCUGUCAAGGAUUCUGUCAUUCGGGCAUUCGAUUGGGAAGCCAAGACCGUUUCUGCUAUUUCGAAGAAGAAGGUUAUGCGCAGUCUCACACCCACUGCAAGUGAGCCAAGGUUCAUUGACUCGUUUCUCAUGGCCGGUACAUCGUUCCUGCCUCCAUUCCCUGCUCUUCUGGAAAGCUCUAUAUACUCGGACUACAAUAUUUCGACUGCCGCCAACUUGCUGAGGACUGCAGAAAACAGUGUCGCAACUGCUUGCGCCAGCUUCAACGAUAUACUCCAAAGCAAGGACUCUGGUUGGCUCGACAAGUAUCGCAAGGCAAGAAUGGUUGUCCACCACUUCGUUUACAUCGCUGAGAGUGGCGAAAUCCGUGUAAACGACUAUGAGCACUUGACCAGUGACAACCAUGAAUACCUCGGCCUCCAGCUGCCAGCUGAACUAUUCCAUUAUCUCAACACCGGCUUGAUUGGGCCCCGUCUACUGGGCAACAUCACCCACGGUCAAGUUCUCAUUCAGCCAACCUUGGACGGAGUUGCCUCGGACGAAUACAAAAAGCUCAUCACUGACAGAAUAGUGCCCAUUAAAGAGCAGGCCCUUUCUCUGUUGAUCCCCAGACUUCACCGAGGUAUCCAGCACAAAAAUAUCAAAGUUCGCGUCUGGUUUGACCCCAAAUAUUCUUACACGAUCAACCACCGCUCUGUCAACCCUCCUCCCUCCCAGAGGGUUGCCAGCUGGAGUGUCAAGGAUGAGGAUCUUCGUGCAUUCUUCCCUGAUGAUUUCGCGGGCCCCGUGUCGCUGGAAGUUUUGUCACUUGUUAACUCCGACUUUGUGGCUAAGACAUUCCCCAAGGAGAGGCCCAUAAAGGGAAUCGACAGCACAGAUAUGGUGACUUCGGUGGCCAUCUGGCGAUUCCUCCACCUGAGAGGAUACGCCAAUGAUGAGCACAAACUUACACCGUGGGGUAAUGCCUUGGCCAAUACUCUUCUGAUUCUCCAGGACGCCAAGGAGAACCAUCCUGAGGUGACUGGUCUGCCAGAAGCAGCCCUGGUUGCAUUUGAACUCAUCCGAAACGGACUUUUGACAGGGAAGCACACUGAAGGCCAAGCUGGCCUGCCCCGGAAAGGUUCUUAUGACGAAAAGGCAACUCUUGUGCUGAUCAGCGAGUGCGCUUCCUUGUUGAAGCUUCGGCACCAGGUUUAUGGAUACACUGGUCCGCUUAACAAAAACCUGCUCAGCUUCUGGUCCCUGGCAUCAGCAGUGAGAGAAGCUGAUCGAGAUCUGGUUGAGGCGAUUGUGGCUUCGAUGUUCUUGUAUGGACAGUCGAAGCGUGAAAGGGAUGAUCAAUUGGAAAUCAGUCGACGGCUACCUUUCCAUCAAGAGCCCGAUAUCGGCCUCGGCAUUGCUGUGCGGACCUUCUUCGAUGACGAUGAAGCUGGAGGGGACCAGGAGGCUCGCUUACAGCGGCUGGAAGAGUUCCCUAAGACAUUCGUGCCAUAUGCCGAGUCACUAACUAAGGACUUCCGUGUUGUGCGUGACUUUAUCGAUGCACUCGUUAAGGGCGUUAAAAUGCUGGGUACGGACGAGCUACGGGCGGAAGAUAAGGAUGCAUGGACCAAGGCUCAGGCAUACCUCGAGGCGCGACCUUUCUAGAGCAUGGCCGAGGCUUGAGGCAUAUAUAUGGCAAAUGUUACAUUAGUGGUCUUUGAGUGUGACCCAUUUGGUCACAAACCGUCUUGCAGACUUAGCGGCGUUGGCGCGGGCGGCAUAAAAAGUCAGGGACAUAAAAGUUAUCACAUUAGCAGACGUGUCGGAGGAGUUGCCAGCAGGACUUGUGGGGAUGGGUUGAUGUCAAGUGAGGAGGUGGUGCUGGAGUGCAUGGCAACACGUCCCCAGCCAGGCGGCUCCAGAGGUCGUUGGACGAAGCAUUUAAGAUCCUAGUAGAUAUAGCCAGGUUGGUGAUAUCCAACAUGCGUACUAUAUCCAGUCAGGAAAGCUGCUUUCACACACAAUUCAACACGAAAAAAAAAAGAAAAAAGUCAGACUACACAUCCAGUGGCUUCUUUAGGGUCUUGUAAGUGACUAGCGAUUAUAUUGAUAUGAGCGGAGUAGCUCUCCAGUCUACAUUGGAUAUAAGAUAUCAUUACCAUACCACCACCAACGCCUCUCGACAGCUCCCUUAAGAAAGGGUCAGUACCAUAGGCCCAGCCACAGUAAUGUCAUCUGACAAAACGCCCUCCAAAGGUCCAGCACUGGUCAAGGUCACGUAGACAACGCCCGCAGCUCCUUGGGGAACUUCGCAGCCCUCUCCCUCAGUGAAGGUAGUGAAUUUGGUUCCACCAGGAAGCUGACCUCCAGAAGUAAAACCACAGUGCGUGGCUCCAGCGGCAGCCUCGGAAGCAAGCUUCACUUUAGUUCCAAUGGCUACAGCCUUGACGUCCUGGCCCUCUGCCAUAGCGAGAGUGGGGAACGCUUCGAUCUUGAGGUUAGAACCCUCAGGGCAUUCCGUGAUGAAGGGUGCGGCGAGUGAGAAAACUGCCCGGGGUCCAAGGGCGGUAUCGAGAGGUUGAGGAACUGCCUUUGCCUGAGAAAAUAUCCUGAUGGCGGUUUGAUGCCGUGCUUCAACAGUAAGAAUUGCGCCAGCGGUGCCGAGGAUAGCAGGGUCAGAGAGCAGUGGCGCUGCACCCAGGUAGGCCGAGACACCAACACUCUCGAGAAUAGCAGCUGUUGCAACCAUGGCAGCUGGGUCGGCUGUUGCGCCUUUGAAGUCGUAUUUACACUCUUGGACAGGUGUGAUGCCAUUACCUGCGAGGGCAGACUGAAGGAGGACUACGUGAGCAGCCUCGGUUUUGCCAAUGGCCUUGAUGUCGUCAAGGGUUUGUGUUGAGAGGCCGAGAGGGGCGAAGGCUUCGUCGGAGAGGGUUAGAAAAGCCUCGCGGUAGAAGGUAUCCUCAAGAUGCUCCAGUGUCA